AGCCGAAGCUGCGCGCCCAGACGCCGGCCGCCCGCGCAGCCCGACCGGAUCCGGGCGCAGCAGAGCCCGCGCGGGGCGGGGAGGAGGCGGCAGGGGGCGGCCGUCCACGCGGCGGUGCUCGGGCCAGGGCACCUGGAACCACGCGGGGGCGACGCGCGGACCGCCAGGAGUUGAACACCACUCUCACCUGCAGAACAUUCCCAUCGCCUUUGAGGAGCUCUUGCCUUAGCCUGGCCUCAGGGCAUCAUGGCUCCCCAUUUCCUGGGCUUUUUCGGUGUCCUGGGUUCCCUCCUGUUGCUCGGACUCCAGCUCGUCUGCCCGCAGCCCUCCACUGAACACAGAAAGGUCCCGCAGCGGAUGGCGGCGGAGGGCGGCCCCGAGGACGGCGGUGGCGCCCCUGGCGUGUGGGGCUCUUGGGGGCCCUGGUCCGCCUGCUCGCGCAGCUGCAAUGGCGGCGUCAAGGAGCAGACGCGCCCGUGCCUGCCCGGCUCCCCGGCGCGCGCCUUCGCAGUGUCCGGCCACGUGGUGUCGGCGGUGCGCGCGUCCGUGCCGCUGCACCGCCCCCGCGAGGAGCCGCGCGCGCCCGCCCGAGCCCGUGCCCACGCCCACGCCCAGGGCCCCGCGGCGCCGCGCGGGAGUCGGCACCCGCAGCCCCGGCCCCGCGCACCCACGGCCCAGAGAAGGAGCAGGACCCAGGGUCCCAUUGGCCCUGGCAAGUAUGGCUAUGGCAAGGCCCCGUACAUCUUACCACUGCAGACGGACACCACCCACAUGCCACAGAGGCUGCGAAGACAGAGGCCCUCAUCCCGGCCAUCCCGGUCCCAGGGGGCAUCUGCUGUCAGACAUGGCUACCGCCUGCCAGCCCACCAGCUCCCCGCCCAUGGGCCUCUGUACCAAAGCGAAAAUGGCCCUCGCUCUAGACUGCAGGCCUCGGAGGCCUCCAUCUACCAGCUACCUUUGACCCAUGACCAAGGCUUCCCUGCAGCUUCAAGUCUCUUCCACAGCCCAGAAACAAGCAACAGCCAUGGCGUGGGGGCCAACAGGGCGGAUCCGAGCUUCUCACAGCCCCUGCGAUCUGCAGCUAUCUCGUGCAUUGGGGCCUAUCGACAGUACAAGCUGUGCAACACCAAUGCAUGUCCAGAAAGCAGUAGAAGUAUCCGCGAGGUACAGUGUGCCUCUUACAACAACAAACCAUUCAUGGGCCGGUUUUAUGAAUGGGAACCAUUUGCAGAAGUAAAGGGCAAUCGCAAGUGUGAGCUGAACUGCCAGGCGAUGGGCUACCGCUUCUAUGUCCGGCAAGCUGAGAAGGUUAUCGACGGCACCCCCUGUGACCAAAAUGGCACGGCCAUCUGCGUGUCCGGACAGUGCAAGAGCAUCGGCUGUGAUGACUACCUGGGUUCUGACAAAGUCCUGGACAAGUGUGGGGUGUGUGGAGGCGACAACACGGGCUGUCAGGUGGUAUCAGGCGUGUUUAAACAUGCUCUCACCAGCCUAGGCUACCACCGUGUCGUGGAAAUCCCCCAGGGAGCCACAAAAAUCAACAUCACCGAGAUGCACAAGAGUAACAACUAUUUGGCCUUGCGAAGUCGUUCUGGCCGCUCCAUCAUCAAUGGGAACUGGGCGAUUGACCGUCCCGGGAAAUACGAGGGUGGAGGGACCAUGUUCACCUACAAACGUCCCAAUGAGAUUUCGAGCACCGCUGGAGAGUCCUUUCUGGCCGAAGGUCCCACUAACGAGAUCUUGGAUGUCUACAUGAUACACCAACAGCCCAACCCCGGCGUGCACUACGAAUACAUCAUCAUGGGCACAAAUGCCAUCAGCCCGCAGGUGCCACCUCAGAGGAGACCAGGGGAGCCCUUAAAUGGCCAGCUGGAAGCAGAAGGCAGGAGCCAGGAAGACGGAGAGGAGGAGAGGGCUGAGGAGAAGGAGGACUUGCGUGGGGAGGCCCGGGAGAUCUUCCCCUCCGAGGCGGCUCAGACCUUCCCUGUCAGGCAUCCAGACAGAUUUUCUCCCCAUCGGCCAGACAACUCAGUGCCACCAGCGCUGCAGCCCCCAAGGCGGAGCAGGGAUCACAACUGGAAACAGCUGGGGACCACAGCGUGCUCGACAACCUGCGGGAAAGGAUCGCAGUACCCGAUUUUCCGCUGCGUGCACAGAAACACUCACGAAGAGGUUCCCGAGAGCUACUGCGACCCCAACAUGAAGCCGACCCCUGAGGAGGAACCCUGCAACCUCUUCUCCUGCCCGGCCUUCUGGGACAUUGGGGAGUGGUCCGAGUGCAGCAAGACCUGUGGGCUGGGUAUGCAGCACCGCCAGGUGCUGUGCCGCCAGGUGUACGCCAACCGCAGUCUCACGGUGCAGCCCUACCGCUGCCAGCACCUGGAGAAGCCGGAGACCACGAGCACGUGCCAGCUCAAGAUCUGCAGCGAGUGGCAGAUCCGCACCGACUGGACCUCGUGCUCCGUGCCCUGCGGCGUGGGGCAGAGGAGCCGAGACGUGAAGUGCGUGAGCAACCUGGGUGACGUGGUGGCCGACGAAGAGUGCAACGUGAAGCUCCGGCCCGGCGACAUGGAGAACUGCGACCUGGGGCCCUGCGCCAAGAGCUGGUUCCUGGCAGAGUGGAGCGAGAGGUGCUCAGCGGAGUGUGGGGCUGGCGUGCGGACGCGCUCGGUGGUAUGCAUGACUAACCACGUCAGCAGCCUGCCCCUGGAGGGCUGUGGGAACAACCGGCCAGCCGAGGCCACCCCGUGUGACAACGGGCCCUGUGCAGGCAAGGUGGAGUGGUACUCGGGGAGCUGGAGCCAGUGCUCCAUCGAGUGUGGGAGUGGGACCCAGCAGCGAGAGGUGAUUUGUGUUAGGAAGGACGCAGACACCUUUGAGGUACUGGACCCCUACGAGUGCGCUUUCCUGGAGAGACCCCCCAGCCAGCAGUCCUGCCACCUCAAGCCCUGUGGGGCCAAGUGGUUUAGCACAGAAUGGAGCAUGUGCUCCAAGAGCUGCCAGGGCGGCUUCCGGGUCCGGGAAGUGCGGUGUCUGGCAGAUGACAUGACCCUAAGUAAUCUCUGUGACCCUCAGUUGAAACCAGAAGAGAGAGAAUCCUGCAACCCUCAGGACUGCGUCCCUGAAAUUGAUGAAAACUGCCAGGACAAGUACUACAACUGCAAUGUGGUGGUGCAGGCGCGGCUCUGUGUCUACAACUACUACAAGACAGCCUGCUGUGCAUCCUGUACCCGCGUGGCCGCCAGGCACACUGGCUUCCUGGGGAGCAGAUAACCCGCACCCCCUCUGGUCCCGGCCCUGCCAGGGCGCCCAGCCUGGGCACUGCCUGCCACCAUCACCACCCUCACCUCUGCCAACUGUUUCUGCAGUGCCAGGAGCUUCAUGCCAGGGUGUUAAAAGCCACGGCCAGUCCCUUAAGCGUUGCCAUGGACUCAACGACCCUGGGGACCCGGCACCUGUGACUGGUGCCCUCAGCCCUGGUGCUGUCCAAGUCAGCGGAUGUCCCUGCCAGGCGCUGCCUCGUCCCUGUGUUCCUGGCCUCUCCAAAGUGGGCACCCUUUGGAAGUCAGAGGAGGCAGCGGCCCCAUCCAGACCCCCUAAGCCUGGCUGACACAUCCGCCCCUCUGCGACCUCGGCCGCUGUGCCUGUUUUCACUCUCAAGGCCAUCAGCCCAACUUCCUGCCUCAGGAAUGCAGAUAUUAGCUCCUUAGUGGCUCGGAGCAUCCCAGAUGGGAGGCAGCGGAUGAGAAACUCUCCUUUUUUUGACAAAGAAACUUAACUCAGGACCUGCCAUGGUGGCAGAGCUGAGUGCCCACCUGGUCACCUGCCCACAGACCUCACCUGCCCCAGUCACCCCCUGGAGCCUGCAGGGACCUCAGGCCUAAGGGAGGCGGCUUCAUUUCCAGCCCGGGGGCUGAGAAGUUUCCCAACAGCACACACAGCCCAGGAUUCAGCCUCUUCCUCUCAGCGUGAAGGCCAGCCCCUCUGUCCAGUGCUCGCUCCCCUCCCCUCCUCACAGAGACAGGUCCGACUUCCCUAAAUCCAUCAUCAACCAAACUGUGUGGGGACCUGACAGCCACAGUGGGAGCCGGGGCUUGCCUGAUGUCCUGGUUCCACCCCAAGUGACAUGUCCCUCUCGCUGGGGCCCCUUCAUGUGACUCUCACCGUCCUCCGCCUUCUGUGCUGGGCUCCACACUAUGUGCGGCCCGGUGCAAAGUCCAGCCUGCGGGCCCCCACAAAAGCUCCAGGUUGUAUUAGAAAGAGUCACUUUGGUCUUUCUCCGGUGCUUUAUGGAUUUUUCUCUGUGCCCUCCAACCCUUCCUUCACCUGCAUGACUCAGCCCCACCUCCCCUAGAGUUGACCUCCAAGAUCUGCGUUAAUACAGCCGGCCUGGGAAGAGGAGGCGUGAACCCUGCUUCCCCAGCUCCCACCUCCCUUCACCCAGCUAGGGAACUGCAGAGGUCUCGGGCUUUAAGUGGGGUGCGGUACGCUUUGAAAAGUGAACCAAUUAGAAAACAAUGUUAAGUUUUUUUAUUUCACCCAUCAAGAAUAUCAGGCCAAACAACUGUGGACUUGUAAAUGUCCCCCGUUCUCGGUCCUGGGCCUGUUUUCCUUUCACAGCAAGCCUUUGCUGGCCCCUGAGUGUGUUGACUGGAAACUGCCACGUGGAUGAGGAUUUGCAGAUCUGGGCCUGUCAGGCUCCCUCCCUCGGGCCUUCGGGAGCUCAGGGUGUUGCUCUGGGGGUGUCCUGUCCAGCUCUUGUGCCUGGGAGCCGAGGUGAAUUUCCUGGGUGGGCAGCUCUUCUCAUGUGACCGGCAGGUCCAACAGCUGUGUGAUCAGGCACAAGGAGACAGAGAUGCCCAGGGAGUGCGGGUCUCUGUCGUGUGCCUGCUCCUUCCUCCGGCGGCCUGCUUCUUGUUUUUCUUCAUCCUGUGCCUUCAGGCCCCGCUGAGCGAGCAGUCCUUGCAAGCUGCUUGAAGAGCUUUUCCCCACCCACGGGGGCCGCCAGGACCGGUGGUGCAGAGGGGAGGCUGGUUUAACGUAAGUGAAGGAAAAGCUCUAGCACUCAAAGCCAUCCAAGAGGGGAGCAGGCCACCACAGCAAGAGAGCGCGCUGUCCCUAAAGAGACUUUGCAGACUUCUGGGAGGGGACCCACCCCAGUCUUUCCAGCUGAGGAACUCGCACCCCGGUCAGUGAUGGCUUUGUCUCUUUGGCAUCUAACAGUGACCUGCGGCCCCACAUGUCACCUAAUUCUGAGAGGACAGUGAUCCUCCCCCGGUCAUGGCCACGGGGACUUAGGGCUUUCCAGCAGUCCCUUUCCAGGGACGGAGUCUAGGAAAACCCCACCUUGGGGCGCUCUCCCUGCAGACAGUGCUGUCUCCUUCCCCAGCACCCAUCUCACCCCUCUCCCCUCAUCAUCUGCCAUCUCUUUCCCGAGCCCCUUCCGUGCCUUCCUCUCGCAGAAUGUGGAAUGGAAAUUUAUAUUUUAACAUUGCCCCCCGCCAUGUAAUUCAUUGCCUCAUUCCCUGCUCUGAAUUUUAAAAUUAGAUAAAUUAAAGCUGUUAUGUGUUUUCCCUCACAGAUAUCAGCAGAACUCUCCCAGCCUAGGCAGGGGGCACCUCCUGACUUCCAUCUUUACCAUUCUCAGGGCCACCUGCAGGUCCCCCCUUGGAAAAGGGACAAGAAAUACAGGACGCCAGAAAGUGCCUUGCAAGCCCGCCGCUAGAGGGCGCCAGUUCCCUUCAGUAAAGGUUUGAGGUCCGCGCAGCUGGUGGGAACCCCUAGGACAGACCUCUCAGAUCUGUCCCCAUCUGUCCCUCUGCCUUCCUGCUCUGGCCCCCGGCUCUUUGGGGUGUUUUUCUUCAUUUCCUUGAGUACUGUAUCAUUCACUCAUUCCCAGGGUUUACAUUCACUGCUUUAAACAGUAGCUUUAUGAAAGGACAGAAAAUGGGAGACACUGGUUUGGCUUUUUUUUAAGCAGGCCAUUUGGCAGCAAGGGAAAUCUAGACAUUACUGUACUAAGCCAAUGUUUUCGCCUUUUUCCACUAACGUCUUUCUGGUAGAGUUGGGAUAAUAAUUUUCAAAAGAAGAAGACAUAAAUAGAGAAGAUAAAAGAUGACCCAAAGUUAAACCAGGAUGAAUAAUCUGUAUCAGCCCAGUAGGUGGAGACCAACAUCUGGUCUUUGCCAUUUUUAAGAUGGUUUAGAUGGGGAAAUAGAUGCUUUACUGGAAACUUUGGAUGACAUGAAAUUGGAGAGCCAAUGGCUUAGCUAACAGGUCCUGGAUCUAAACAGAUCAAGACUAGAUUAAAACUCAGAUCUUAACAGCUCACCAGGAAGCAAUAUAAAGAUCUACCUUUGGAUUUUUAAAAAAGGUUAGGAGAUGUAUUUCAGCUGACAAAGCUCAAGAAAGUGGGAUGGAGCCACUCAAAAAUAAAACUCACAAGAUGUUUAGGUGACAUGAGGAGAACACACAGGCACCAUGUUUCAUCUAGGACUGUAGAGCUGCACUUUAGGAGACUGUUGAUGCUGUGUAAUGUCCAGGUGGGGACGUCCAGGGUGGAAAGGGCCUCGUGAGGGUGUGGGACCUGGAGAAGAACUCAGCACAAUGAGAGCUGUCCUAGGCCUGGGAGUGAGAAGCUACAGGGAGCCAGAUGUCUGCUCUUACAGAAGAACCAAGCUUCAGCGUCAGAGGGCUUGUGGCAGUGGUGACUGGGCCAUCCUUGGAAGUGUCACCAAGCCAGAUGGCCGGCCAUGGGUCAGGAGAGGGUCCCAGACAUUGGCUGUGAAUCUUGAUGUUCAAGGUCAUUUCCAAGUCUGGGCUCUGGUGCUUAUGUUAGUAGAAUGGCUUUAUGUGAGCUUUAAGUGUGCGAACCACAUAUGUCCUGUCCUAUUCCUAUCUUUUGCCACCAUGUUGACCAUUUCAGACCCAUCAGUGCCUCCAUCCCCUAAGCUGAGUGUGGCCUCCUAUCUCUGAGAACCACUGGUACCUUGGCCAGAGCUGCCCUGUCUGGUCCUGUGUCACAGGGGACAUAGAUAGGAUGUGGCCAGGGAGGCAGCACGUCCAUGGGCCAGGAGCCCUUUACCUCCUGUCAGUCUCUCUCAGCUCUUUACUUUCCUCUACCUCUGCUGGAACAAAGUGAUUCUGUCAGCUCUGAACCAGCCCUGAUUCUUGGUUCUACCUAGAUUCCCCUUGUCCUGUGGAACAGUGACCACUAGACAAUGGCAACUUCUGGCCAUCGUUCUCAGCAUCUCCCAGACCGUGAGCCCCUGCUCGGUGCAAGGAAACCCCUUCUGGUACCUAAACAAACCCCCAGCUGCCUUGCCUCCUGCUCCACCAUUCAGUUUGACAGAAGGAUAUACUUUGUGAUAACUUAUUAUGUUUUUCUUUGUAAAUACAAGAUGUUUAUAGGAAAUACUUAUUCUGAACUCUACUGCAGAGUAAGUCACUACACCAAAAUAGUUCUAUUAUUUAGAGUAUGUUAAUAUUAAAGGGACCGAAUAGGUAUUUAUUUGCAUAUACUAUCCACACUUGUAUAAAACCAUCUGACCAUACUAACCAGCUUCCUACUCCACACUGCCUUAUCCUAAGUCAAUCUUUACCAUCGUUUAGUACCCGAAUGAGUCAAACUCCUUGGGGUUUAAGAUCGAAUAUAAAUUACUCUGUUUUCUGACUGUUUGGGGGCUUUCACCCCAACAUCGUUCCAUCUUUAACACUGUAUUUUCUUGUAUAAUCUGCCUUCUCUGUGUCCCCACACAUUUGGGGACCCAACCUGUCCCACAUUCUUCUUGUCCCUCCUUGUGUCAUCUGCUGUUAGGCUGGCCAGGGUCAGAGCUGCAGAUUGGGUGGGGAGAGGCUUGGAGGCCUGUGGCUCCAAUGGGGCCCAGGGAGACCAGGUCAUCCUGUGGCUGCAUUGCCAGGAGCAAGAGGCCAGGAUCCCCCUCCAUACUCAGUCCACCCCAGGCUCCUGUGCGGCAUGAAAUGGGGUGGACAGUAGGUGGUGGAUUAUAUGAGUAAAUAUGGCCUGUUUUCAGUAAAAAUGACAACUAUUUUUGUGUAUGACUAAUUUAUUUUUAUUGUAAAAAUACAAUAAACUGCUUAAAAGAUCUGUUACCGCA
Heterocephalus glaber (naked mole-rat) is the source of this 8117-nucleotide messenger RNA. NCBI's taxonomy places the organism in Eukaryota, Metazoa, Chordata, Mammalia, Rodentia, Bathyergidae. The record is from RefSeq and is a predicted model, not a curated record.